This is a messenger RNA of Racocetra persica, 825 nucleotides long. The record is from the annotation of a GenBank genome assembly. Lineage: Eukaryota; Fungi; Glomeromycota; Glomeromycetes; Diversisporales; Gigasporaceae.
UUAGAACGUAUUCCCCAAACGUUUUCUGAACAUGUAACGCUUCUCUAUGAUAAUUUUCAUGAAGUUACCAAUGAAAUUAAGAAACAUAUUCCACUCAUUGAUAAAAGAUAUCGUGAUAUUGUCAUUAAAAAUAAAGAAUUUUUUGAUUCUCUUAUCGAUUUUACUAGAGAAUACUAUCAUGGGUAUAUGGAAUAUUUAUUACGGAUCGCUUUGCAAAUAUACUCUGAUGAUUUUGUAAAGUUAAAAGAAUGUUAUCAUAUGAUGGUCUCUAACAAGAUAAGCAUGGCCACGCCUACAUGUGCAAACUCUUCCAUGGAAAACAAUCCACUUGCUAGUUGUUUUAUUGCAAGAAUAAAAGGAGAUUCGAUUGAAGGAAUAUAUGAAAGUUUAAAAGAUAUCGCCCUGAUAUCAAAGAAUUGUGGUGGAAUUGGAAUCGACGUUAGUGACAUCCGUGUAAAUGGUGAUUAUAUUAAAGGAUCUAGUGGAUAUUCAUCCGGUGUAUGUAGAAUGCUUCGUGUUUAUAAUGAAACAGCCAAGUACGUUGACCAGGGAGGUAACAAACGCAAGGGAGCGAUUAUGGUAAACUUAGCGAUUUGGCACCGUGAUGUAGAGGAGUUUUUACGAAUCCGCUAUGAGUCACAGGUACCAGAGUUACGUACAACAGAUCUGAAUCACUGUAUUGCCAUUCCAGAUAUAUUUAUGGUACGCGUUCAAGAUGAUGAUUAUUGGACCACCUUUUCACCUAUGGAUGCGAAGAUAUUACUAGGAUAUGAUCUAAAUGGAUUAUAUGGUCAGAAAUUCAAUGAUGCAUAUAUUCGUUGUGAG